Messenger RNA from Eufriesea mexicana, 372 nucleotides. RefSeq names its product histone H2B. Gene Ontology annotation, cellular component: nucleosome. The transcript has a single exon. Gene Ontology annotation, molecular function: protein heterodimerization activity; DNA binding; structural constituent of chromatin. Bases 1 to 372 code for a protein of 123 amino acids. Lineage: Eukaryota; Metazoa; Arthropoda; Insecta; Hymenoptera; Apidae. The record is from RefSeq and is a predicted model, not a curated record.
AUGCCGCCAAAAACCAGUGGGAAAGCAGUGAAGAAAGCUGGUAAAGCUCAAAAAAAUAUUAGUAAAGCGGAUAAAAAAAAGAAACGUAGGAGGAAGGAAAGUUACGCAAUUUACAUUUAUAAAGUUCUAAAACAAGUACAUCCAGAUACUGGUAUUUCCAGUAAAGCUAUGAGUAUCAUGAAUAGCUUUGUGAAUGAUGUAUUUGAGCGCAUUGCGGCUGAAGCAUCGCGCUUGGCACAUUACAACAAACGCUCAACGAUUACUUCUCGAGAAAUUCAAACUGCUGUACGUUUACUUCUUCCUGGUGAGUUAGCCAAACACGCUGUCAGUGAAGGAACUAAAGCUGUUACUAAAUAUACCAGUUCAAAGUGA